Morchella importuna is the source of this 363-nucleotide messenger RNA. RefSeq lists its product as uncharacterized. The transcript has a single exon. Lineage: Eukaryota; Fungi; Ascomycota; Pezizomycetes; Pezizales; Morchellaceae. The coding region runs from base 1 to 363 and encodes 120 amino acids. The record is from RefSeq and is a predicted model, not a curated record.
AUGUCUGACUGUGACAUCUGUUUAGCGGUGGGUCUGGUUGGUUGGUCGCAGGACUCAAUCAGGAGCUCGUUCAGAACUGGCGAGGAUAUCCAAGCAGCAAUCAAUGUGCUCAGGGCCCUACCCCACGAACAGCGGAUACACUUUCUUGCGGCGUUCGAGCCUAUUCGUGUGGUAGACUUCGAUGAUCAGGGCUGGAUUACGCUGGAUAAUCGUCGUCUCUAUAUAUUCAGAUCCCUUCUAUUGCCGAGAACGCCCAUGUCUAUGAGGAUCACGACAUACGAAGAGGCUCAGGAGCUGAGGUACAAACUCACGACCACGGAUGAGGGCGCAACUAUUGUUGUUCGAUCUAAUCGAAAUUCCUGA